AUGCGGAGUAUAAAUGACAGGUCCCUUGUAAAGGGUAAUGAUUGUAGCUCCGCCAACAGAAGCAAGGACACCAAGGACCUUAGCCACACCAUCAAUCCUAUUGAAAGGUUAAAGACUGUAGCUUGCCUGAGUAUAGCUGCCAUCAGAAAGGUGAGGGCUGGAACAGAAUUCUGCAUAGCAGCAGCAAACGUAGCCAUAGAAGACCUAACACGAGAGUUUACAGUGAAGCGGUGGGCGUACGUUGAAUGUUUAGGAGAGGGAGAGGAAAAGGAAAAGGAAGAGGAGACAUCAGCUGAAUUGCACACGCAAGCCAUGAGGAAGCGGGAUUUGGCCAUUCUUAUGCUCUCCGCUUUCGCUAUUUUCUUCACUCUCCAGCAAGAUGGCGGUAUUUCAUUCAAAGACGCGUGGAUGCAUCUAACCGAUGAGUAUCCAAUCAAAUACGAAGCCGAACGUCUUCCGCCGCCGAUCGUCGCUGAUCUCAACGGAGACGGUAAGAAGGAAAUUCUUGUAGCUACUCACGACGCCAAAAUUCAGAUUUUGGAGCCCCAUAGUAGGCGUGUCGAUGAAGGAUUCAGUGAGGCGCGAGUGUUGGCCGAGGUAUCUUUGUUGCCUGACAAAGUACGUGUCAUGUCUGGGAGAAGGCCUGUUGCUAUGGCCACCGGCUAUAUUGACCGGUAUAAAAUUGGGCAGCCACAGAAACAGGUUUUGGUUGUUGUAACAUCAGGUUGGUCCGUCAUGUGUUUUGAAUCCAACCUCCAAAAGUUGUGGGAAAAUAAUUUACAGGAGGAUUUUCCACACAAUGCUCACCAUAGGGAAGUUGCUAUCUCUAUAAGCAAUUAUACGCUGAAGCAUGGAGAUACAGGAUUGGUAAUUGUUGGUGGCAGGAUGGAAAUGCAGCCACACAUUUUUAUGGAUCCUUUUGAAGAAAUGGGGAUGGGAGCCAGAUUUUCUGAGCAACAACGAAGAAGUACUACUGAAAAGGAGGGUUCUGAGAACUCUGGAACUGUGGAUUUACGCCAUUUUGCAUUUUAUGCAUUUUCUGGGCGAUCUGGUGUUGAACGAUGGAGCAGAAAAAAUGAGAACAUUGAAGUGCAUUCUUCAGAUGCAUCACAGUUACUUCCACAGCAUAACUACAAGCUUGAUGUUCAUGCUCUGAAUACCCGUCAACCUGGAGAGGGAAUUCAGAGAAUCAAUCCUGGGAGUUAUGCCUCAUCGUUGGGUACAGCUAGGAGAGAAGAUACUUUAUUGAAGCUUGCGCACUUCAGACGGCACAAGAGAAAAACAUUGAAGAGAACACCUGGAAAGUCAAUGAGUUACCCUUUUCACAAGCCUGAGGAAAACCAUCCUCCAGGGAAGGAUUCAACCAAAAAAAUUUCAAACAUAAUUGGGAAAGCAGCAAAUUAUGCUGGUUCAGCAAAAUCUAAGAAGUACCUUCCCUAUGUUCCGACCAUAACCAACCACACUCAGGUUUGGUGGGUUCCAAAUGUUGUUGUGGCUCACCAGAAGGAGGGAAUAGAAGCUCUUCACCUGGCAUCUGGUCGAACAAUAUGCAAGCUUCAUCUUCAGGAAGGUGGUUUGCAUGCUGAUAUUAAUGGUGAUGGAGUUCUAGAUCAUGUGCAGGCUGUUGGAGGAAAUGGUGCUGAGCAGACUGUAGCUAGUGGGUCUAUGGAAGUGCUACGUCCUUGUUGGGCUGUUGCAACAUCUGGUGUACCAGUACGGGAACAACUCUUUAACGUAUCUAUUUGUCAUUAUACCCAUUUUAACUUAUUCCAACAUGGAGAACUUUAUAGAAGCUACAGUCAAGGUUCAGAUAUUACCUCUUUAGAGGUAGCAACGCCUAUUCUAAUUCCUCGAAGUGACGGUCAUAGGCAUAGGAAGGGAAGCCAUGGCGACGUUAUCUUCUUGACAAAUCGUGGCGAGAUUACAUCAUAUUCCCCUGGUUUGCAUGGUCAUGAUGCUAUUUGGCAGUGGCAACAAUCAACUGGUGUUACAUGGUCAAAUCUGCCUUCCCCAUCAGGAAUGAUGGAAGGUGGUAUGGUGAUUCCCACGCUAAAGCCUCUUUCCUUGCGGUUGCAUGAUAAUCAGGAAAUGAUCCUUGCAGCAGGGGAACAGGAAGCCGUGAUAAUAUCACCGGGAGGAAGUAUAUUGGCUACAAUUGAACUACCUGCUCCACCAACACACGUUUUGAUCUGUGAGGACUUUUCAAAUGAUGGGCUCACUGACCUUAUUCUUGUCACCGCUAAUGGAGUUUACGGCUUUGUUCAGACCAGGCAACCGGGUGCUCUCUUCUUCAGCAUGCUGGUUGGUUGUCUCAUAGUCGUGAUGGGGGUUAUAUUCGUCACUCAGCACUUGAAUUCCACGAAGGGGAAGCCUCGUCCCUCAGCCGGUCCUCGAGAGAAGGCUGCGACUCCUGAGCCAAACUUCAGUUUAUCAGCAAAAAGCAAUUGCCAAAACAUUUUGAAGAAGAAGAAGAAGAAAGAGCUGCAUGAGUCAUCCCUAACCAACCAGCACACGUCUUGGUGGGACCACCAAAACUGCUAUGGCACAGUGCUGAGACCACCAUUCCAUUAUGGUGGACACAGUAGGCUCCUAUGCCUCUGGCUCACCCUAUGGUACUGCCAUGCUGCCGCUAAAGCAGUACGAAAAUAUAACCCACCCAUUAUUCUGCAAGAAGCCCUAGUGUUCAUUAGAUUUGGGUGCUUUGGUCCUGCUUUACAAAUAAAUCUGUUCAAAUCAGACUUCCAAUUGCUUACACCUACCUCCCUCAGACGCCUUACUUCAAUUAUACUACAAUUAUUAUGGACACAGUUUCCAAACGCUGGGGCUAGAUCAAAGGCUAGCUACGAAAUCAAGAAUACGAAUCCAAGAAAGAAGCAAAAAUUUAAAGCGGGAGAUCAUAGAGAUCAGCUCGCCACUAUCAAUCACGUCCGUGGCAAUAGGCGAAGUCUUGUGAACAUCCCUAAUCCUGGACUUGAGAGGAUUCAUUCGUACAAUAACAUGGAACUCAGGAAGUCUCACUACAUUACAUUGGUGAAUGUGGACACCGAUGUCAAUAGGGGUAUUGAGUAA
Messenger RNA from Sphenostylis stenocarpa, 3069 nucleotides. The record is from the annotation of a GenBank genome assembly. NCBI's taxonomy places the organism in Eukaryota, Viridiplantae, Streptophyta, Magnoliopsida, Fabales, Fabaceae.